This is a messenger RNA of Macadamia integrifolia, 1975 nucleotides long. RefSeq names its product protein spt2-like. Gene Ontology annotation, biological process: regulation of DNA-templated transcription; nucleosome assembly. The record is from RefSeq and is a predicted model, not a curated record. Gene Ontology annotation, molecular function: histone binding; DNA binding. The transcript has 10 exons. Gene Ontology annotation, cellular component: nucleolus. Lineage: Eukaryota; Viridiplantae; Streptophyta; Magnoliopsida; Proteales; Proteaceae. Bases 361 to 1824 code for a protein of 487 amino acids.
CGACACCCGCGUAAGUUAGCAGCAGUUAUCUUUAUUUCUGGGUCCUUCGGUUUCCAAUUUCCCGCAUCCAGAAACCCCCGUCGACGAAGAAACGCCUCCCCUUUUACCCUUUCAUAGUUAGGGUUUUCGAUGAAUGCCUUCGUUUGUGACUUCUUGUGAGAGAGAGAAAGAGAGAGACCUGGCUCUGGUUCUCAUGUCUCUUUGUUAAGCUUCGUCGUCUUACUUGCUGCUUACGCGAUCGAUCUGAAGAUCUAACUGACGAAGAUCUCUUGCGAUUUCCUAUCGAUUUUCAUUGAUUGACACCGGCAUUGGAUUCUUGUUGGCACCUGUAAAGAAAUCUCUUGGAGAUAUAACGUAGAGAUGCGGAGCUACAGUAGAGAAGAACUUCAUCAAAUUGAUGAAGAUUUAGAUGAGUAUGAAGAGGAUGGGGAAGGUGAUGAGGCCGAGGCAUGGGAAGAGGAUUAUUACAAAGAAGAAGAUGAUGAAGAAGAAGAAAACGAGAAAGAAGAUCCAAAGCCAACAAAGGAGGAACUUGAAUACCUUGAGUUGAGGCAGCGGAUAAAGGAAUCUGUUAGGAAGAAAAUGAAGAAGGAAUAUGCUGCUGGUUCCAAAGAGUCUCUGGACAAUAAAAAAAAACUUCCAUAUGACAGUUACGGCUCGUUUUUUGGCCCUUCACAGCCUGUUAUUGCGCAAAGAGUAAUCCAAGAAAGCAAGUCGCUGCUAGAAAACCAACAUUUGGCUUCCAGGAUCUCAAAUCAUCUUGUUAACAAAAAAGCUUCCGCUUCAAUAACUGAAGAAAAAAAACCUGCUUUGCAUGCCCAAACACAUCGAGUCAUUAAUGAGUUGAAAGUUAAAGCACAGAAGCUCAAGGAUGCUCGUGAUUAUUCCUUUCUAUUGUCUGACGACGCAGAGCUUCCUGCCCCUCCAAAAGUGCCUCCAUCUCGAAAUGUUUCUGUCCCAAGCUCUGAUGCACGAUCAGCCCAAGCCUCAUUGAAGAGCAACAAGCAGCCAAUUGGCAAGGAUGGAAGCAGGCCAGUUUCUAAUGGUCGUGAAGAAAGAAAACCGAUAUCUAUUAAUCGCCAGAUACAGUCUCAAGCAAGGCCUCACAAGGCUGCUCCUACAAGUAGACCCAAUUUGACCUCUGCAGAUCCUAGAAAACAGCUUGGUAGUAAUACUGGAAAUGGUCCUGGUCGGCCUGUUGGGCCUAAAGGCUUUCCCUCUAAAAUGUCAGCUCCUACAAAGAAUACUGGAACCGGUCCUGGUCGGCCUGUAGUGCCUAAAGGCUUUCCUUCUAAAAUAUCAGCUCCUACUAUGGAAAAGAAGGCGCCUGCAGUAGUUGCAAAAAGUAAUCUGGCUGCUGUUCAAAAACCAGCCUUAUCUAAGGUCAAUCCAUUGGUUCAGAAGAAACAUUUGGAGCAGAAAAGGGAAAUUCGAGAACCUCACAAAGCAAGGGUUAUGGCAAAACAGGCAGUGCCUUCCAAACCUCAGGUUAAGGACCCUAGGCAAGGUCCAAUGCGUGCCACUAAGCCAGAGUACCAACCCAAGAAGCAGCCUGCAAGGAGGCCCUUUGAGGACGAUGACGAACUGGAUUACACUAGCAUGAUCAGACAAAUGUUUAGAUACAAUCCUGAUAAAUACACUGGGCGGGAUGAUGAUGAUAGCGACAUGGAAGCUAAUUUUGACGAUAUCCUAAAGGAGGAGCGGAAAAGUGCAAGAAUUGCAAGAGAAGAGGAUGAAAGAGAAUUUCGCCUUAUAGAAGAGGAAGAAAGGCGAGAGAAGAUGAAAAAGAAGUUGCAGCAGCGAAAGCAAAUAAGCAAGCGAUGACCAUGUAGAAUAUGUUCAUUUUAGGGUUUUUUCUUGUUCAGUAAUUUUAUACUUCAACAAUGUCCAUUGUAUUCGUGAUGAUUAUGCCGAUUUUGAUUAUUUUAGUUGGGUUAAUUGCCCCUGCCUAAUAAUGCAGUUAAUUCCUUUUGUA